This is a messenger RNA of Rotaria socialis, 639 nucleotides long. The record is from the annotation of a GenBank genome assembly. NCBI's taxonomy places the organism in Eukaryota, Metazoa, Rotifera, Eurotatoria, Philodinida, Philodinidae.
AUGCAUAUUCGUCAUCGUGGAUGGGAACAUACACUUCUUCGUCAUGUAACUCAAUCACUUGAUCAAAUCAAUGAUGAAGAUACAAAAAAGAAUGUUCUUUGGGAAGAGAUGCAUUGGCUAAAUCAAUAUUGGGCUCAACCUAUACCAAAAUCGAGUAUAGUCCCUAAAUAUUGGCAAAGACUUUUCAUUGUUAAAUCACUUAAUACUCGGCGUGAGCUUUACGAAUAUUUACAUGAUGAAGAAGCUCGAAGAGAACGUCAUCGAUUACAAAUGGAAAAAAAGAAAAGAAUAUUUGCUACAUUAGAUAUGAAAUAUAAUCCACAACGAUGGCCUAAUCUUUAUGCAUUAGCAGAAGCAGCUCGAUUAGGAGAUAUUUUUGUUAUCAAUGGAGUUUUUGAAUAUGCUCAUGCGUGUCAUUCAUAUUUUUCAUCACUUCUUCAAAGAGUUUUUCGUUGCUUUAAACAUAUUAAUCAUUUUCAUUCACCAGCUUAUAUUAUAAUAAGUGAUAUUUCGCAUAAUUUUCAAACAUGUCAUCAUCCACUAUCUCAUGUACAUUCAACUUAUUUUCAUUCAACAAGAGAAUUAUAUAUUGAUUUAUUUAACAUAGUUUGUGUCUAUUUGUAUCGAACAUCGGACUAG